Molecule: messenger RNA, 1368 nt
Organism: Trichomonas vaginalis G3
Lineage: Eukaryota; Parabasalia; Trichomonadida; Trichomonadidae
Product: armadillo (ARM) repeat-containing protein family
Exons: 1
Coding region: 1-1368 (455 amino acids)
Source: RefSeq, a predicted model, not a curated record
AUGGAUGAAUUCAAGGAAACUAUUAAUCAGAAAGAACAAAUAGAAACAUUAGAAACGAUUGAAAAGGAAGCGGAAAGUCUAAUAGAUACAGAUAACAAACCUAUUGCUGGUGAAGAAUCAUAUUUUGAAUUAAAUGAAGACAUAACUAAUCUUAAAAAUGCAGAAGAUGAAGGUAAUAUUACGUCAAUUCCAGUUUUACUAUACAAUAUUAAGACAUUUCUUGCUAGAUUUGACAAAAUCGACAAAAUUGAACAUUUUACCGAGUUUGAUAUACAGCAUCUACUAAUAAAAUAUAUACAAAUGGUCGAAAAUCCAGACAUACAAAUAUUUGCACUUGAAAUUAUUACUUUAUUAUGCGAAAAAGCUCCAGAUACUAUUUUUAUUUCAUUAAUUGAUGCUGAAUUACAACAAACACUCGCACAUUUAAUGGAAAUAGAACUAUUUAAAUCGAAAUAUUAUGUUUUUACUGCAUAUGGAUUCAUUAUUAAUCGAGAUCAAACUUAUGCAAAAGAAUUGCUCUCAAAUGUCGAUUUUACAAUGAUCAAUGACGCUGCCGUAGAAUGUCAAUCACUACAAAAGAAUGAUGGCGUCAAUUUCUUCUAUUUUAAACUAACAAAAUCAGAUUUUUUCCCAAUUGACUAUUUAUCAGAAUUUAUUGGCAUGUUUUUCAUUUCUCUUAUUAAGAAAAUAGGUGUUAGAUAUACUUUGGCAUCAAUUGACACUUUAAUUCUCAAAAAAUUAAUUAAUCCAGAUAUUCUCAUUGAAUCUUUUAUAUUAGAUAGGAUAUUAUCGAUUAUUUCAUCAUUUGAUGACAUAAUUAACUCGAUGUAUGCUGUAAAAAUACUUGGACACCUUUCAGAAAUUUUUGAAUUCACAAUUGACUUCGAUUUUACGUCAUUAUUGAAUAACAUGGUGCAAUUAGAUGAUAGCUGGCCAAUACAAGUAUUUUGCACAGCAAUGGCCCAAAUAGCUCUUCAUUGUUCUGAUAAUUUAAUUUCAAUUAUUCUUGAAAAUGACAUUUUUAAUCUUUUGGCAUCAUUACAAGAGAGGAGCUUCGAAAACAUGCUAUAUUCUAUAUAUUUUAUUAGUUCUUUAGUUGUUAGAAUCCCAACUAAUUCACUUCUUUCUUUAGUUACUCCUGAUUUUUUGAAUUCUCUGUUUCCAGGAAUUUCUUCUGAUAAUAAUGAAAUUGUUUUCUCUGUUUUGUCGGCGAUUUGGAGAAUUAUGAACACUCCAGAGUUAUCUUUUGUCGUGCAGCAGAGUGAGAUACAAGAUAACGUUGAAGAUAUCGAAAAUCUCGACCAAAACGAAAAAUUGGAAACAAUUUCAUCUCAAAUUUUGGAAAAACUUCCAGAGUUUUUCGAAUAA